Messenger RNA from Lethenteron reissneri (Far Eastern brook lamprey), 9435 nucleotides. RefSeq names its product protein phosphatase 1 regulatory subunit 21 (gene PPP1R21). Gene Ontology annotation, cellular component: early endosome; membrane. The record is from RefSeq and is a predicted model, not a curated record. Lineage: Eukaryota; Metazoa; Chordata; Hyperoartia; Petromyzontiformes; Petromyzontidae.
ACGUCGCGGCCCGCGUCGCCAACGCCGCCGCACCCCUCGGUGUGGACGCGAGUGCGGAGCGCCUCCCCUCUGCAACCUUUUCCUCCACCGCGCCCCUCUCUGCUGGUGCCGUCAUCUUUGCAGCGCGCCGAUGGCGAACAGCCGCGCGCCAGUGGCCCCAAGGCGGAGAGUGUCCUGCGAAACCCGCCCCACCCCCCGUCUUGCCUAGACGCCCUGGCCGGGAGCCUGCGCCACGAACGCCGCCGCCUUGCCCAGGCCUCACCGCGCCCUCCCGCAGCAGCAGCAGAUCCUGUCGACGGCAAGAGCUAGAGUGGUACGGCCGUCUUGGGAAGUGGCUCGUCAGCUGUAUUUCCCAUCUCCUGGGAGAGAUUCAGAUUCUGGGAUUGUGGGCAAGACCGAGGUGUGUGCGAGAAAACUGCCCGGCCAUGGCAUCGGAGACUCAAGCCAAGUAUCAGAAGCUAGCACAAGAAUACGCCAAGCUUCGGGCACAGAACCAGGUGCUGAAGAAGGCCGUGGUGGAUGAGCAGGAGGCAUCCGGGGUCCUCAAGGAGCAGCUGAAGGGUCGGGAGCAGAGCGUGCGGCGUCUGGAGCAGGAGAUGGACAGUCUGACAUUCAGGAACCAGCAGCUCGCCAAGCGUGUGGAACUCCUGCAGGGGGAGCUGGAGUCGAUGGAGACACGAGGGAAAAAGAGCAAGCCGCGUGCGGGCGAGCUGGUGGUCUCCGUCCCUGUGUUCCCGGCGCGGGAGAGCGUGUUCAACGAGGACCUACAGAAGAAGAUUGGGGAGAAUGAAGAGCUGCACAAACAGCAGCUGUAUGAGGUGGCGGACAAGCACGAACGCGAGCAGGCCGCCCUGCGUGAGCGACUCGCCUGGCUGGAGGAGCAGGUGUCGAGCCAGGACAACGUAGCCCAGGCGCUGCGCUCGGCACAUGCCCAGACCACGGAGCGGCUGCAGCACGACAGAGCACAGCAAGAGGUGAAAGUGCAGGCUCUGGAGAGGGAAGCCAAGGAAUGUCGACUGCGUGCAGAGGAAUGUCAGCAGCAACUGCAGGAGGUCCGCGUUGACCUGGGUGGGCGUCUGGAGGAAGCCACCGUCAUCAUCCAGGAGCACAUCCCCUUCAAUGACACCAGCAUACCCGAGUUCAACACCUUAAAUGUCCCAACCUAUGACCGAGCACAUCAGCUGCGUGCACGUGAGCUGGUAGGCCAGGCGCUGUUGCUGGUGCAGGACCUGGUGUCGUCACUGCUCAACUUCCACACGUACACGGAGCAGCGCUGCCUCGUGCACCCACUCGACGCAUCCACGCACCCCGUCUCGCCCGUGAACCAGAAGUUUUGCCAAUUUCUGCAUGAGAAUGCGUCGUACGUGCGUCCCCUGGACCAGGGCAUGCAGCAGCUGCAUGACAGCAUUACAGAGGAUGCAGUCACGAUGCUGGAGACUGUCGUGUCGCUGUCGCUGUUCUCCGACAGCCUCUCUAACUAUGUGUCCUACCUGUCCAAGCUCACGCCCUACCAGCUGGAGAGCCUGCAGGAGGAGUCUCGCUCGCCCCUGUGCAGCGAGGAGCUGCGUAUCCACAAUGCCGCACUGGAACAGGACGUGAGAGCCAUGACAGCAGCCUUCUCCCGCACAAGCACCUACGUGGUGGCGCUCACGCUGCCCGGAACGAGGCCUCAGGCGAUGCACCCUGACAACCACGGUGCAGUGCACACACAGCUCGGAGCCGCCCUGCACAGCCUGCACCGCGCUGCCCAGGGGCUCUCUAAGCACUAUGGCGCCAAGGUGAGCUUGGAGCACGAACUGCCCACUUCAAGCCACAAGCUGCGCUCCACUAACGAGUGUCUCCUCUCAUCCCUCGUCACCCUCGCCUGCACCACUGGCAAGAUUGCCGAGUUUUUCGCUGCCAGCCUGGACUUCCUGUCAGUAGCCCCCAGCUCCGCCUUUGGCCGGCGGGGGGUGGCCGGUGGCGCUGAAGCAGCGCGGUGCGUGGCCAAGUACCGGUGGAAAGCGGCACAGUACAUGUUCACCAUCCAACAGUCGCCCCCGGACUCGGUGCCGUAUGAGGAGGCUAUGGCUAACCGGGCGGUGCUACUUAGCUCCACCGAGAGCCGUGAAGGCCUGGCUCAACAGGUGUUACAGACCCAGGAGAAGCUGCUGCGGCUGGAGCAGGAGAAGGAGCACUGGUUACUCGAGACGCAGCUGGCGCAGGCGCGGUUUGAGAAGGAGACAGCACGCUGCCGCCAGCUGGAGACGCGCUUGCACUUGGCACUGAGCCAAGUCGGUGCCGGUGGUAGCGGCGGUAGCGGUGAGGGGCAGGAGGCAGCGACAGCGCAGGAGGGGAACAUGCGAGAUGCAGUGGCACAGUACGACGGUGCUGGUGCCAGCACGCCGCUCGGCCGGCUGUCAAGCUCAGAGGCGGAGGAACCGUCUGUGCUGGAGGAUGGGCGCGAGCAGCUGAUCAAGCGCCACUACACAGCACGCGUGACUCAGCUUGCCGCUCAGCUGCAGCAGGCGGACAGCAGAGCUGUCCACUUCCACGCAGAGUGCCGUGCUCUCAGCAAAAGGCUCCGUUUGGCAGAAAAAGCACGGCAGCAGUUUCAGAGCGAACUUCACACAGCAAACCAGAACCUCAGCAGUCUGCAGGAUGAGCUCGCCACCACAAAGCGGAGCUAUGAGGACCAGCUGAGCAUGAUGAGUGAUCACCUGUGCAGCGUCAACGAGACGCUCGCAACACAGAGGGACCAGAUAGACGCCCUCAAGCUCGCCGGCAAGGCAAGCUCUAAGAAGAAGUCCCGGUGAAGAGUGAUGGUGAUCGUCUGCUACGGCCUCCACCGUCUACAUCGCUGUGCUCACAAAUGCAGCACCCCCCCGCUGAGGUCCAAGAGAUAAACUCGGAGCCACGUGAACACCGUCUGCUGCAUUUUAGAGGCUUGAUAUAAAUGUGCUGACUCGUCUGAUUGAUGGCAAUAAUAAGAAUAGACGUAUUGUCGGGAUUUUGUUUGGGCACUAAAAAUGAAAUGUUUAAUCUGUCAUAUUGUUGGGCAGCCCUUGUCACAAUUGGUGUUUCCCGGUUGUGAUUUGUUUAAAAAAGGCUAAUGCCACACUGGCUUCACAGUAUUUUUGUCUCAUCAGAAGUGUAAGGUUCCCUUUAACCAAAGAGGCCCUACCCCCGUGCGAAAGAAGUUCAACAUACAUACAAAGGCACUGGGUAAACCGAUGUUAUUUCAAGGAGCAAUCUGUGAACACCAUGGACUCAAUGUAAUUUUAUUUGGGGGAUUAACAAAUCCUGAAUGUUACUGGGACCAGGAUGCUGAAUUACAAAUGCACAUUUUGCCAUUUGAAUUAAGUUAGAUAUUUGAUUUGUCACUGUGGGUAUCAAAUAAUUAAGUUGUAAAUGUAAUUUGUAUCGAUGUUUGAGGCAGCAGUAAUUUCUUUAAGAAUAACUGGGAAAUAUUCUGGCCCUUAUAUAUAAGCACAUAGAGGAUGUCAUGAAUCUUUGGGCAUGAUAGUGCAAGCAAUUUGGACAUUGGAAAUCAUUGUAGACAGAAUCGGACAAAGGAGGAUGGGAUGACUGGGUUGUUUAGGGAGGGCAGGUUACGCACAUGGGCGUGAGUAUGGCACUAAGAGUCCGCACGCUUAUGAGAAGCUCUGAAGCCAGAUGGUGGAUACCAAUACCAGUGGAACAGACAUUAAAGAUUGUGUGUUCACUGUGCAGCAGUUUCAGAAUCUGGCGGAAGUGAUGGCUGUGUGGUGGCAUUGAUGAUCACUGGAGUCUGAUCUUUUAAUAAUCUCUUAUCCAAGGAACCCUCACACUCUAAAUAGUAUCUUGCAAAUGGAUGUUUGGACAAUUUCUGUUUUAAUGAAUAUUGAUUCAGUAAAUGUGUUUGACUUUAAAUAACACGAAUAUACCCAAGUAUGCAGUUUAAUUGCCUGUCACCAUGAAAUGUACAUAUUUGUCUAAAUAAUGUUUAGCCAGGAAAGUGUCACUGAAUCACCGAGGUGUUAAUGAUCAGGAUGCACUGCUUGGGACUUUGAGCCAAUUUUUUAAUGAAUAACAAUUAGUACAUUUGAUGUUUCCGCCAUUAUUAUUGCAAAUUGCUAUCCUGGAGGUGCCGUGUUUCACAGACAUGAUCAGCAGUAGCUUCACGGGAGGGGUCAUUGCUUUGUGUAAUACCAAAUUGAGUAAUUUUGCAGCCAUAUUAAAAGUUGCACCGUGAUGAUGACACAGUACCCAAACUCUUUUCCCAAUUACGUUAUCGGUUCUUCGACAUCCACUGCGAAGCAGACGGCGCAUUAUCUACAGUUAAUACACACCUGCAGUAAUAACCAGGGCGGCCGACUAAGUUUGAACAGUGAACCCCCUGCAACAAGCGGUGAAUGUGCUCCUACUACGACUCCUGGGCUAUUGCAACCGCUAUUAUUCUCAUCUGGUAGCCAUGGCCCAGCUGUGGGAAAUAAGAUAGCUGAUGUCACAUUCCCACAGUGGGACUCCUUUUUACAUAUCCUGUGAGGAUUAUUACGUGCCGACUUUAGCCCCCAGCCAGGAUUUGAGAUGGCAACCUUCCAAGUAUGAGUUGAGCUCCCUGUCGCAGUGCUGUCCCAACCUGAUGGGGGAUGGCACUAGAAUACGUAAAAUAGUUGAGCAUUCUAGUUGCUGUGCUGUCUUCUGCUGACCUCAUAUCCUUGGUAGGAGGAAACCCAUCAGGAAGUGAAUGGUUAAUUUCAGCUGCACAGUCCUGUUAUAUACCUGAACGUAUUUACAGUCUACGACCACAGACGUGGAGUGUUACAAUCAGCUUUAGUGCAGGAGCCAGAUUGAUUGUUGCAUGACAGGACCGUGAGGGAUGGUGACAGCUUUGGGGAUACUUUCAUCCAACAGUAGAUAGACCAUGGCUGAUAGCCUGGGCCGUACAGUGAACACUUAGUGUGGAUGGAUGCUGGGAGCCAUGGCUGCGUGAUUAUGGGCUUAUCGAGAUGCACGUAUAUCCAGCAGUGUGGUAGCGGUGUGCUGGAUUACAUCGAGGUGAUUCCUGUCAUAAGCCAGUACAGCAAGUAGGUCGCUGAUAUCUACAGAGUUUAUCAUUUGUUUACUCCCACAUGCUGUUUUAUUUGCAAACUCCGGUUUAUGACCAAUAUAUAUUAGGAUACAAAUUGUCAGGUUAGAGUUUGUUUGUAAAAAGCAAUGUCUCAUUUCACAUCAUGAGAUCAACUCCGGUAAUUUAGUAUUAUAUGUUUUAUGUUAUAUGCUGUGAACUAAAAAAAUUGGAAAAUCCUAAAUAUCCAGAGAAGCCUGAAAAAAAACCGGAUUUCAUACUGAGAGAUUUGGAGAAAAUGCCUGGCUCCGAGUGUGUUUUACUUGUCUUCAAAGUGAAAAGAUAAUUAGUGAGGAAAGUGAUUUCCUAGUGAUAAUGAUACACAUUUAUAUAGCGCCAUGAAAGUGUUAGAGGCACUCAGCCGGACAUUAGUUAUUAGUUAUUUUCCAAACGCAAGUUAACUUGUUGGUUUAGAGUUUGUGUUUCAUGCUCGCAAGGGCAGACGUUAAUUGCUCGGCAGGUUGCAGAAGCUCCCAACUGAGUGAGUUCCAGCUGAGCAGCGCUGCAACGCUGUUGAGCACGAUCUGUGAUACGCAGGUUUUUUUUUAUCGUUUUAGCACUUGGAAGGGUGGGCGACAGGGACUUGGAAUGCAAUCGGAAGCAGUGUGGAGAUAGCCAGGCAUCCCCAGUCGAGGAGACCAAACCACUCGGCUCAAGAAGAAGCAACACACAAGGUGUGAGUGAUUUGCAGGAGGCCAUUGAUCUAAUUGUUGAUGGACCAAGUGCAUUGUGUUUCAAGGGGACCAUGUUGAAAAAAAUAACACGACUUCAUCCAAGGCAUUCACGUUUAUAUUUUUAUGGACUUUUUGAUGCUCCCUCCUCAUACUGUCAACAAUUGCGACUGAGAUAUCUUAACGUGGAAGGGCUGACUUUUCAAUUGGUUAAGUGUGAAUAACGGAGGAACUCCCUUUUGUUAUAUUUUAUAUUGGGGCGACUUUGCAGGCGCUGUGUGCAGCUCUUUACGGUGCUGCUAUUUCGUGACGGUUAUUUUUUAAGAGAUCCCACUCUCUAGUAUUCACCACGUCGCAUUGCGGCUCUUUAAAUAUCGAGGUUCUUUACCUAAUUAAAAAAAAAAAUUGCCAUUGUUAUUUUAGGUUGCCGACCCCGGUCUGAAAUGUUGAGUUUUGCACAAUUAUUCACAAGCAGUGUGUGAUUAUAUUAUUUGAAGCGUUUUAGUCUACAAUUAAUUGACCAAACAUCUAAGCAGGGUCUUCUUGUCACACAGUGAGGUUUAAAGAGAAAAUGUAUUGAGGGUCUCUGCCAUCACCUCCCUUGAAAAGCGAAUUGCGAAUCUUGAGGCUCAACCCUAGUUAAAUGUCAUUGGCAAAGCAAUAGACAUUUUCAGAUGACAUUGUGAGACUUCAAAUUACUAUUGUGUUUACAGAAUGUUGCACUGAAGCCACUAAUCUUAAAUGGUUUUCCCCAGGGCCUCAGAGCUGUGUUUACCUUUUUAAAUUUAACUCCGAGGCUUUCGCGACCAAUAUUAUUCAUUAUAAAGUUUGUUUUCAGUUAGCGUAAAUAUAAAUGUGUCGUUAGCCCACCACCACCCGACACAACCAUUUAGUAAGGUUUGUAAUGGUAACAAAAUGUGCCAAAUAGUUAGUAGUUCAGCACACCGGUGGGUUGGAGAGUAAACCCACAACAUUUACAAUUGGAGUACGACGUUUCAAUGUUAAUUACAACCAGCCUCAUCAGGCGAUUUGCCAGAAACGUCACAGUACUCAAAUUGUUAAUGUUGUGUUUCAGUUUAAUUUAUUGGUAUAGCCCUGUGAGCCAUUCGGCUCUUGAAUCGAGUGCAACCGCAACAAACAAAAACAUGAACAAGAAACAUCUUAAAGUGACAAACAGAAAAAUCCAGGAAAAAACAGCAAAGACUUCUGGAAAAAGCACCGUAUAUCAAUGCUGUGUGCAAAAAUCCCAGUGGGAUGCAAGUCAAACAAUAACAACCAUAAGACAAUUUAGAUUAAAGUUAUCAGUCUAACUCUGUACUACAACAAACAAAUAUGGCUAAACCAAAACGUUUUCGAAAUCAAAAUAAAGCAAUGUAACAGUGAUCAUAGGUACUGUUAUUGAAAUUUUACAAUAAACGAUAUACAUAACAUGUACUACCAAAUUCUGCAGCCACAGCUGGCUGCAUGAGUCACUCCAUAACAGCAGGAGUAUCAGUAGGAGUAUCAAAACAUUUCAAUGCAACAGAACCGGUGUGCUGAACUAGUAAAUAAUUGGCACGUUUUGUUCACGUGAUAAUGUUUACUUAUUGGCUGUGCCGGGUGGUGGUGGGUUUCGCGAUAAAUUUAUGUUUACGUGAUACAACUCAAAACAACCCUUUAUUAUGAACACCUUUUCUUUAGUGUGAGUGCUCUGCCCUGAAUUUCGUGACAGUGUUCACAACGACACUGAAAAUAGUGGCUGAGAAUCUUGACACGCAGUGGUUAAGAUCAAUUCCAAGAUCUCAGUGCCUGCUGCUCAAAGGAGCGGUCGUGCACUUUGGCAGCCACGCCAGGAGGCGGCUUCUCUCGACGACGCGGACCACUAUUAACUUCCCACAACCUUUCAUGAGCCCAGAGCUUGAUGUUUUUCCUCUAUAAACCAGACUCAAUGAUCAGGCUCCACUACUAAUUCUUGAGCUUUUUUUGCUUAUUUCCAUUCUGAAACCAAUAGCUGCUUUGUCAAAGAUCGAGGUAAAGUAGAGGAUAAAGCAGAGGCAAGAUCGGAGUGUGCUCAUUUAUUGCUUUUACUUCCCAGUUGGAUAUUGUUUUUCUGUGGAAUGAAAAGGGGCACGGCAUGUUUGACAUCAAUUUCACUGCUUCCUAUAAAAUAUGGAUAAUUUUCAUGAACACUGUGAUUCAUACUCUUUAGUUUUUUCGGUAAAGUCACGUAGGUAUAAAAUAAAAUAAAUCACGACGUUUCGUGCGCAACACAAGCGUCCAUCAUCAGGUGAAAAAGCAUGGUCUGCUGCUGAGGCAGACUGUUUUAAAAGGUUUGAAAAUGGGCGUAGCUCAAGGGUUAGAAAGAAGUGGUCGGGGCUAGUGAUGUUAAUGUGAGAAUUUAGCAUGUUACUGUAAGAUAGGAGAGCGGCCUCCUCGACGAGGGAGUGCAACCCAACGGGUGUAAUCCGAAGGGCCUGUGAGUAUCAGAGUGCAAUGCAACGGACAUGUGAGCAUGAGAGAUCUAAGAGAGAGGCAUAGAGAGAGAGAGACACAGAGAGUCUAAAUAACUGCUGACAAUAUGCAGGUUGGAUGGAAACAUCACAGUCAGUUAAGACUUUACCUGGUUAAUAACGUCCUUCCAAUGAUUGCUCAGUUUGUACCCAUCCUCUCGGUUGAAGUUGUGUCUGUGUAUAUAUAUAUCUGGAUGGCUUCAUGAACAAAUCUCUGAAGGUAGCCGGUAGGUUUUCAGAGUACCUCCGUCUUGGAAAAAUCAAUUUCGUGUGAGCCCACAGCGUUAAAACAAUUAUCGGCAACGGCAGAGGUAUUGGUCUUACCGUGUUUCAGAUCUGCCUUGUGUUCACGGACGCGGUCCGACACAUGUCGUUUCGUUUCCCCAAUGUAACUGCAGCUCACGAGUUGCUUCAAUGUCUUCAUCGCUUUGUUUUGCACCUUCCUCUUAAGUUAGACACACAUAUUGAGAUUCAACUUUACCAAUUUCAGCUUCAAAAGGGAAAGGACUGAUUAAUCAUUUGUGCCCAAUUGCUCUUUGGUUUGAUCUAUUUCUAAUCCCCAUCACAAUUGCACACCAACUCUGAUAAUUACCAGAGGCUAAUCGCCGUCAUUACAGUGCUUUAUACGUUGUACACAGCGCAGUCUUCUUGGUCUACCUUGCAAUUGUGCCAACGAACUCAUUCACUGCUACAAUUGAAGUGGAACGCCACGGCCGCGGUGCUCCCCGGAGGAAACUCCCUCAACUGCUUCACCAUGCACACCACACACAGCUGGGUCUGGCCCUGAUAAAUGCCUCUCAACAUCAGACCUUCAGGAGAGCAUGAUGACAAUACAUGAAGACACAAUGAGGUUAUACCAUUUGCCAUGAAACACUGCUUAGGUCGCCAUAGUGGGGUGGGGGACACGACCAUUACCAGAUGUCCAGGCUGCAUGGUGGGGUUAAUGGACAAACACUCCCUCUCCCUGCCACGGCAGCCUGUGCAGGUGAUCCUGUAGCUGCUCUCACUUCAAGCAGUCCGCUCAUAUCUGCGAGACUUGGUUGAGAUUGGAGUGCAUUAGAUAGACAGUUCUUGCAGCACCCCAGAGUAGUUCAGUGCAGGGUGAAAGUGGAGAAUCUCUCAAUGGCAGUGACUUUUGCACACCCUGAAAAUAAGUGGCUUUGUGUCAAUAAAAUCGCUAAACGUA